Messenger RNA from Rotaria sp. Silwood2, 999 nucleotides. NCBI's taxonomy places the organism in Eukaryota, Metazoa, Rotifera, Eurotatoria, Philodinida, Philodinidae. The record is from the annotation of a GenBank genome assembly.
AUGUUUGAGAAUGGAAAUAUGGUAAACCGAUUUUUAAAUUAUUGGCGUUCAUCAGGUCAUCAACGUAUUGGUUUUCUUUAUGGUCGUUAUGAAGUAUAUGACGGUGUACCAUUGGGUGUUCGUGCAGUUGUUUCAGCUAUUUAUGAACCUCCACAAGAAACAUCAAGAGAUAGUGUUAAAUUAAAUCUACCUGAUCCACAUGAAGCAUUGAUUGAUGAUCUAGCACGUCGUCUUAAUAUUCGUCGUAUUGGAUGGAUUUUUACUGAUCUUAUACCUGAUGAAAGUAAAUCCGGUGGUGGUCCUGUUCUUCAUCAUCGUGGCAAUGUGAAUUCAUACUUUUUAAGUGCACAAGAAUGCAUAAUGGCGGGUUGGCUUCAAAAUAAUAAUCCAAAUAUAUGCAAAUAUUCUCCGGAUGGUUAUUUUGGUUCAAAAUUUGUAACUGUUGUUGUUACAGGAGAUGUAUCAGGUCAAAUUCAUUUUGAAGGUUAUCAAGUUUCAAAUCAAUGUAUGGCUUUAGUUAAGUCAAAAAUUUUACUUCCAACUUAUGAUGCACCUGAAUUAGGUUAUGUUAGAGAAACGAGUUCCGAACAAUAUGUUCCUGAUGUUUAUUAUAAAGAAAAAGAUUCGUAUAAUAAUGAAAUAAUGAAAAUAGCACGUCCAUUACCACUUGAAUAUCUUAUUAUUGAUGUUCCAACAGGUUUUCCAUCGAGUGAUGCACAAAUACAAUCAACAUUUAAUGAUGAUUGCAAAGCAAUAAAAACACCAUUUUGUGUUGAAAAUCGAAUGCAAGUCGGAGAAUUACAAGAUAUGAAUGCAUUAGCAUCAUAUUUACAACAGUUUUCAAAAACUGGUGGUGCUGGUGUAACAACAUCAAGUGCAAGUCAAUAUAAAGCAACAGAUAUAUUAGGUGAUAUUCAUCUAUUGAGAUAUUUGGCUGUUAAUGAUAUUAUUUCAUUUUCAAUGACUCUCGCCAAUAUUGGCGAAAUUGCAGGAAAAUGA